UGGACCUUUUUUUCUCCAUCUUCUAGUUUUGUAUUUUGAGGAUGGGUGCCGCCUUCAAGAAGUUCUGUCUACGAUUCUGCUGUUGCUGCUGCUGUGAGGAUGACGAGGAGGAGGAAGAAAAGACACCUUUACUAAGUCACGACACGUUGGAAUAUUUCGAUCGCGAGGCGAAGAAAAGGCGGGACCAAGAGACCAACCUGUGGAACGAGCCCGGAGACCCCUCCCACUCCGAGAGAGACGACGACCGCACGCUCUACAACCUGCUGCAGACCCGAGCCCAAACCCGGCGAGGCUCUCAGGGCUACCGGCGUUUGAGCAUCGACAUCGAGGCCAUGAGAGACAUGAGGAGAGAGGUGCGAGAUAAGUGGAAGAUGAUCCUGGAGAAUCUGGGGUUCAUGGCUGAAGCCGAGUCUCUGCUGACUGUGUCUGCCACCGCAUCAUAUGACCGCAUGAGAAACGCAGCGGUCGCCCGCAGCCUGCUGCAGACCCUCCACACCGAGACGUCCAUAUUCAACCGCAAAGAGGCUCCACCUGAGAGAUACCUCUUCAUCCUGGACCGGCUGAUUUAUCUGGACGCUGCUGAGGAUUUUGUGGCCAAGGCUCGUCGCUUCUACCCUCCUAAAGAUGAUGAUGAUGAGGAAGAAGAGGAGAACACCAGUCAAAUAAAUCUUCCUCUGCUGCUGUCCCGCAUGAAUCAGAACAUCUCUGGAGGAGAGGACGAGGAUGAUGAGGGUGAGACCACAGGUCCAGAGGAGUGAUGUUUCCAGAAUCAGUUUGAGGGGUUGUGGAGGUACAUGGAUUUGGACUGAUGCCAGCUCGGUUCAAGGUGGAUAGGGACGGUGGAGAUUAAAUGGCACAGAUUUAAACCAUUUCUUAGUCAAAUGCUUUUUUUGAAGAAGAGGAGACCAUUUACAGAUUCAUUACAAUAGCUGCAGAACUGACAUUUUCUGAAUUAUAAGAUCAGUAGGAGAUUCUGGAUUACCGAGACGUGCUGAUAUUGUAAGUGUAAGAUGGUGAAUUUGAAUUUGAAACUGAAUUUGAAUAGAAAUUUAACUUUCUUUUGAAAUUUGUGUCAGUGUUUACAUUGAAUGCAGAUGCAUCAAACUGCUGAAACUAGUAAUUGAAUAAAAUCCUUUAUCAGCUCUCA
This is a messenger RNA of Carassius carassius (crucian carp), 1147 nucleotides long. RefSeq names its product melanoregulin-like. The transcript is spliced from 5 exons. NCBI's taxonomy places the organism in Eukaryota, Metazoa, Chordata, Actinopteri, Cypriniformes, Cyprinidae. The record is from RefSeq and is a predicted model, not a curated record. The coding region runs from base 42 to 758 and encodes 238 amino acids. Gene Ontology annotation, cellular component: melanosome. Gene Ontology annotation, biological process: melanosome transport.